This is a messenger RNA of Henningerozyma blattae CBS 6284, 4995 nucleotides long. RefSeq names its product Bud4p (gene BUD4). The record is from RefSeq and is a predicted model, not a curated record. The coding region runs from base 1 to 4995 and encodes 1664 amino acids. Gene Ontology annotation, molecular function: GTP binding. Gene Ontology annotation, biological process: axial cellular bud site selection; protein localization to bud neck. The transcript has a single exon. Gene Ontology annotation, cellular component: cellular bud neck contractile ring. Lineage: Eukaryota; Fungi; Ascomycota; Saccharomycetes; Saccharomycetales; Saccharomycetaceae.
AUGUCUAGUGCCAAAGAAGACGUUAUGGAAUCAUUAUUAAAAGAAAUCGAUUUCGAAAUGGAAUACACAAUUGGUUCUCUGAAAAGUUCCAAGCAAAUUGAUUCAGCUUCAGAUACAAAACGGUUCUCGAUCCCCUUACAAGAUAUCGGAGACGAAACAAUGGAAAUGUUAGUCAGUCAUAAUACAAAGAGAAAUAUUGUCAUUAAUAACAACACAUCUGUGUUACAAUCUCCAAUUCGUUCUCAUUCUCGUGUCACAUCUAUCUCAAGCACUACUUCUCCAAUAAUGGUUCUUUCAGAGAUACCUAUUCUAUCGCCAACGAAGGAGAAACAUCGUAUUCCAGUAGAAGACCCUUCUGUGUUUAGUGCAGCUACUGUCUCAGCUAGUUCUGCGUACGAAGAAUAUUCAAGUGAUAUGACGUCUCCUAAUGAAGAUGAGUUAACAAAACAUAAUUACAAUAGUACAAAGGAGUAUUAUUCCUCUGCUAAACUUGAUACCAAUAAUAUUAAUAUGACUCACAAUUCGAAUAGUUUUAUCAUUGAAAACCCAUAUUCGAAAAAACAUUUGCAUCAAAAUUCCAUUACCGUGGUACCAUACGGAAGUGAGAAACAGCCUUCUACAAAUAAUAUGUUUCCAUCACCUGCUGCGUCUGCUCAUACUACCCCUUCACAUACUGUAUCUCCACCAACUGCAUCUCCUCCUUAUAAAUUAGAUAAUACAACUAUUGAAGAUUUUGUCUCUGCCACAGAUCAUCAAUCUACAAUCGAUUCUGUCCCUGAUAUUAGUAUAUCUAGUGUUAAUAAAAAUGAUACCACAGAAUUAAUAUGUGAUGAUACUGAAAAGCAACUGAACUAUACUUUAGAAAAGCGCAUUACUAAAGAUUCAAAUACAUUACAAUCCAUCUCUCACAUAUUACAUUCUACGUCCAUCGAUAAGACGUCAACUACAAUCAAUUCAUACAACGACGAUAAUAAUAAUGAUGAUGAUCAUAAUAAUAAUAAUAAUAAUAAUAAUAUGCCUAAUAAAGCCUUCCAAUCUGAUAAAAGUUUCGAAACUGCAGAACUAGCUUCUCAUCAAAAUAUAGAAAUUCGAAAUAAUACUAUUUCUUCAAAUGCGGAAUCUGAAGAUUUGUCUGCAGAAUUGGCUGAUAAUUCUGGUAAUUCCGUCGAUGAUGAUGAUGAAGAUGGUUCAAAUGAUUUACAUCUUAUACAAACACAAAGUGACAAUGAAUCUAAACAUGACUUCGACAAAAUCAUUGAUGAUUCUAUUGGCCAAAUAGAUGAUCAUUUUAAAAUUCCCUUAACAAAUAAUGGAGGGAACUUAGCCAGGGAUGCCAGUUUAUUAUCUUCGGUGGACGAUCUAGAACAAAGCACAAAUGACAUCAUUCUUGGCAGGGGCACUAAGAUCUCUUCAAUCCAUAAAUCCUCUUCAAACUCAACUUCACAUUCUUUAGCAAAUUCGUUAGCUAACAUAAAUGCUGCUAGUACCACUGUUUCGAUACAAAAUAUAGAUACAGAUAUUGAAAAUGAUCAUGACAAUUCGAUUAUACCAGAUUCCUUAGAACUUCAUCAAACAUCAGAACAACAUGAAGAUUCACCAGUUUCUCAAGAUGUUGCAAUGAUGAACGAUUCACAAAUAUUUAGACAUGAUGAUAGGGAGUCUUCAACAAAUAUAAUAGAACUAAGCGCACAACAAGAUUCUAGAAGUAUUAAUAUUCAAUACGUCCAUGAUAAUCCAAAAUAUAACGACGUUCGUAGUAUAAAUAAUGAUUAUUCUCCUUCUCCAAGUCCACAAUACUCUCCAUCUCCAUCUCCAAGAUUUUCAACUUCUGCAACAUUACAAUAUUCCAAUGUUAAUAACGAUAUAAUUUCAUCUCCUAUGACGAAAGCUAGUACAACGAUUGUACCUAUUAUCAAUAACAAAAGUUCUUCUAUAGACAUGAACUCAUCUUUAACAACAAAUUCAAUUGAUAAUUUCCAAAAUUUUGAAAUUGCUUCACAAGAUUCAACAAAUAUUGCAAAUAACAAUAAUAUGGCGGAGCAGGUCUCCCAAAAUGAGGAUAUUAUCUCAAAAGAAUCGAAUUUAUCUGGCAAUAGCUUAAAUCUAAUAAAUUCCACAGAAACUUUCGAUAAUAUACAAGAUACAGAAACUGAAGAGAGUGAUCAAAGUUCAGAAACGGAAUCAAAUGAUAUUGAAUCCAAAACAAACACCCUGGAACAUUCGUUACAACCUAUGCCGUCUGUUAUAGCCCAAUCUCUUACCGAACAAUCAGAAGAUCAAAUUGAAGAACAAUAUUUUGAUACAAGUUCUCAAAUUGGUGAUUUAGUUGAUGAUAAAAUAGAACUUCCUAAAAAAUCUGCUUCUAUAAUCCCUACCUUACCUCCAUUACCAAAAUUUGAUUCUUUAUUCGUAGAUGAUCCAUUUGGUGAUUCAAUUGAUUACUCAAGAGAUUCUAUAGAUAUUACAAAGGCAAAUAAACCUUCGAAUUAUUUGUCUAUUUGGCAUAUGCAAGAUGAUAUAUCUAAAGCUGCAAAUUUUACAACCACCUCCCCGGCAGUAUCAGAUAAUUCGCAAUUUUCUCAUCGUUCCAUUUCAACAUGCUCUACAAAAUCAUCAGCCUCUUGUGUUACCAACACAUCUGGUAACUUCCGUUUUAGACCUCGUGUUGUAAGCAGAAGUCGUAUAUAUAACCCAAGUUAUCAACCUGAAAUCAGUUACGGUUUCGAUUUAGAUGAUAUGAAUGAUAAUAAUUCUAGUAAUACUGAUUUUGAAAGAAGACAGAUACAAAAAGAUUACAAAAGAAAAAUUACGCCAAUAAGAGUUAAAACUUUGCAAUCAAAAAGAAUUUCUAGCACUAGUAGUAAUAGAGAUAAUAAUGCGAUGGAGUUCCCAAGUAUUUGGAAAAUAGCUGAUGAAGAAAAUAUUGAAAAAAAGACAAAUAUUUCCAACUCCACAAUAAUGAACUAUUCAAUCAUUAAAUUAAAUGAUUUAAAAGAGCAAGAAGAGGCUGAUAAUGUACAAGAUGAUUUGCAUGCAGAAAUUAAUGAUGAUGCAAAUGACACUAUACAAAAAAAUUCUUCUUAUUUGGUAGAAAAUUUACAUUCCGAGAUUGUAACUGAUGAAGAUAUUAAUGUUGUAGGAGAACAAAGUGUUCAAAGUAAAUCGAAAUAUAUUCCAGAAACAAUUGGUGAUUCAGAAUUAUUACCCACACUUCCAUUGGUAGAUGAUACUGCCGAAUUUGAUGCAUUAUUAGGCCAGUUAGAUGAUUCAUCAAAUUCCGAUAAAUCUUUUAGUUCUAUCACCACUAAGAAUAGACAAUCUUCAUACAACAUUUGGAACGAAAAAUCGAUUCAAAAUACUUCCAUUGAAAAAUUACCUCAUGUUUCUAAUGAUGUAUUAAAUGAUUUGUUAGAUUUUAAUGGUAGCACAACUGAUGAUUCUAUUAAUAUUGAGAAAUCACUUAAUAGAGCAAAUGGUCAUGGAUCUUUGAAAACUCCUAUUAAAGAUGUUUCCAUUGGCCAAGGAUUAAAUAUUAAUGGUUUUAAUGCUGUUGAAGCAGAUGAAGUUUCUGAUGAAGAUAUUUCUAUUGUGCAAGAAGUAUUCACUCAUGAUACUAUUCCAGUUAUUCAAGUUUUAGAUGAAACUCCAAAGGAAAAAACAAUUCACUGCUCAAAUCCAUUUAAAGUUACUAAUAAUCCAAUAAGUCCAAAACCUGAAGAAAAUAGUAGUGAUGGAUGCAUCUCUAAAACUUCUGGGCUUUCAUUAAAUGAGGAUUAUUAUGCAAAAUCUAGCCAGGUUGAUAUAUUACCAAAUGAAUACGUAUCUAAAGCAUUAGUCACUUCACACUCUACAGAAUUCAACGAUUUAACAGUAACUACAAUUAAUAAACUACCAACACCGGAGCAGAUCAACCCAUUGUCAGAUAAAGGUAACCUUUAUUUGACAAUUUCAAAUAUUAAGAAUUUCACCUUAGUUGGUGCCCAAGGUAGAACAGCUUCAUAUGCUAUUGAAUUCGAUAAUGGACAAAAUGUCAUUCAAACUGAAUGGGAGCCUAUUCCACAGAAUGGUAUUAUUGAAAUUAAUAAAGAAUUUGAAUUGGUAUUGGAGCCAGGCGUUAAGAGGUUUAUUAUUACAUUAAAAUGUCGUUAUAAUAAGCAAACACAUGAGAUGGUUGAAAUAUUAGACAAAAUUCCUAUAAGUAAAAAAUACCCGUUUAGUAAGCAGCAAUACAAAUUUGAAAGAAGAUAUACAAAGAGACAAACCGACCAUGAUGAAUGGGAAUAUUUAUUUGCUCAAGAUGGCUCCUUUGCACGUUGUGAGAUUGAAUUGACUAAUGAAUUUUUAAAUCUAGUCAAGUUCAAUAAUUCCGAGUUUAAUAUGGAAAUGAAUAAUAACUGGGCUCGUAUACCACCAAAAUCACGUACAUCUCCACCACAAGAUAAAGUAAAUAUUUAUGAUUUACCAAGAAGAAGACCAUAUAAGGUUGCUGAUUUAAAAUUCGCUGGUUGUUAUUUAGAAAGAACAUCGAAGGACGAAAGGUUUCCAAGAAGCAUUAAAUAUGCAAAGACUAUCGUAGAAAAAUACAGAUGUCAACAAAGGAUUUUUAAAACUGGUUAUCUUUUACAGGAAGGUGGAGAUGUUACUGCUAACAUUCAAAGAAAGUACUUCAAAUUGCAAGGGACAAGUCUUGUUGGGUACCACGAAGUAACUAGGACUGCAAAUAUUAUCAUUAAUUUGUUAAAAGUUUCCAAAGUCUUGAACAGUGACGACGUUGCACAGGAGGAAGGUAGAAAUUUCACCAAUACUGUUUUAUUUGGGGACUGUGUACAAUUAGUCUUUGAAGAUGGUGAGGCAAUCACUUUAAAUACUGAAGGUCGUCAAGCUAAUGGUAAGAAUGAUUGGUAUGAUAAAUUGAAAGAAAUAGUAAGCUUAAAUAUUUGUCAUCAACCAUGGGUUAAACAGUUCUCUGAAUUUUCAAGAAUGACUGAUAUUUAA